AUGGCCUCAAAAUGGAUAGAAGAGCAGCCCGUCGUCCAUCGUAGAGACAUCCGGAUUUCCAGGAAAUCCCGCAUUGCAGCUGGCUUGCUCGUUCUCCUUGUACUCUGGCGGUAUGGUCUCCCUUCUUCGAUUCACUUUGGUUUCUCGUCAGAGGAGUCCAAGCAGUUAGGUGCCGUUGCUAGUGAACAUGCGCUGUGCAGUCGGUAUGGAGCAGACAUGCUGGAACGAGGUGGGAAUGCGGCUGAUGCUAUGGUCGCUACAAUGUUUUGUAUUGGCGUCGUAGGCAUGUAUCAUAGUGGAAUCGGGGGAGGCGGUUUUAUGCUUAUCAAAUCCCCUGAUGGCGAUUUUGAAUUUGUGGAUUUCCGCGAAACAGCCCCUGCUGCAAUUGUCGCAUUGGGAAAGAAUAUAUCCGCCGGUCUGAGGAGUGGUGUUCCUGGAGAAGUGCGCGGUCUUGAAUAUCUACAUCGAAAAUAUGGCGUCCUCCCCUGGUCGGUGGUCCUGGAACCGGCUAUCCGCACUGCGCGAGAUGGGUUCCUCGUGCAAGAAGACCUGGUCAACUAUAUCGACAUGGCGGUCGAAGAGACAGGUGAAGAUUUCUUGUCCAAGAAUCCCUCCUGGGCGGUUGACUUUAGCCCUUCCGGGUCCCGAGUCCGGCUGGGGGAAACGAUGACUCGUCGACGACUAGCCGCGACUCUGGAGAAGAUUUCCGUUGAUGGUCCAGAUGCGUUCUAUUCCGGCCCCAUCGCGGAGGAUAUGGUUGCUUCGUUGCGGAACGUGGGGGGAAUCAUGACUCUGGAGGAUCUGGCUAAUUAUACGGUUGUUACUCGCGAUACCUCGCACAUUGACUACCGGGGGUAUCAGAUUACCAGUACAACUGCACCAUCGAGCGGGACUAUCGCGAUGAACAUCCUCAAGGUGUUGGACACAUAUGACGAGUUCUUCACUCCUGGAACCACCGAGCUCAGCACCCAUCGCAUGAUAGAAGCUAUGAAGUUUGCGUUUGGCCUGAGAACACGUCUCGGGGAUCCGUCGUUCGUGCAUGGUAUGGAAGAAUAUGAAAAUCACAUCCUGAGUGCAGAAAUGAUCGACCAUAUUCGCCAGAGUAUAUCCGACUCGCACACGCAGGAUACAUCAGCGUAUAACCCUGACGGGCUGGAAGUCGUCAACAGCACAGGGACAGCGCAUAUCGCAACAGUCGACCACCAAGGCUUGGCCAUCUCCGCGACGACCACUAUCAACCGCUUGUUCGGCAAUCAGAUCAUGUGUGACCGGACCGGCAUUAUCAUGAAUAAUGAGAUGGAUGACUUCUCCGUUCCCACCUCAUCGCUGCCAACAUUCGGCCAUACUCCAUCUUCGACCAAUUUCGCUGAGCCCGGAAAACGUCCCCUCUCGGCCAUUUCGCCAGCCAUCAUUCUCCAUCCCGACGGAUCACUAUUUCUAAUUGCCGGCUCGGCCGGCAGUAACUGGAUCACCACCACAACCGUGCAGAAUAUCAUCUCCGGUAUUGACCAGAACUUGGCAGCGCAGGAGAUCCUGGCGACGCCGCGUGUCCAUCAUCAAUUGAUACCCAAUCAUGCCAUUUUCGAGACCACAUACGAUAAUGGGACGGUGGACUUCCUCUCCCAGCUAGGGCAUGAAGUGACAUGGUACCCGCCUGCCGCGAGCAUGGCGCAUUUGAUUCGCGUGAACGCAGACGGGGGAUUUGAUCCUGCUGGAGAUCCCCGGCUGAAGAACUCCGGGGGUGUAGUGGCCCUGCAGCGUCGUAAGUUCUGGUAG
Molecule: messenger RNA, 1776 nt
Organism: Aspergillus oryzae RIB40
Lineage: Eukaryota; Fungi; Ascomycota; Eurotiomycetes; Eurotiales; Aspergillaceae
Product: gamma-glutamyltransferase family protein
Exons: 6
Coding region: 1-1776 (591 amino acids)
Biological process (GO): glutathione catabolic process
Cellular component (GO): plasma membrane
Molecular function (GO): glutathione gamma-glutamate hydrolase
Source: RefSeq, a predicted model, not a curated record